Messenger RNA from Hymenoscyphus albidus, 716 nucleotides. The record is from the annotation of a GenBank genome assembly. Lineage: Eukaryota; Fungi; Ascomycota; Leotiomycetes; Helotiales; Helotiaceae.
AACAAGAGCUUAGAGCUUUCGUCAACACCAUCCUCACACCCUCGCACGAGCCCACCGUCCCAACUUUUCCCACAACUUGCACAACUUGUACGAUACCACGAAGAACAGACGAAAAGCUCUACAUACGAGCUAAACCCCGCGCAUCCGCGCACACCGUCCCCAACCAUGGAUCUCCUCCAAGGUCAGUAGUCUGUCCUUCCCACUCCAAUGCCAACAAGCAGCUAACACACAGAGAAAAAGAAUACACACCCUACCUUCUACAAGCCUACCAAACCUCCGAACCCUACAUUCAACCCGUCCUCACACCCGUCCUCACAACCAUCACCACCCUCCGUCAAACCACCUACCCGCUCCUCGUACCGUCCCUGAACACUGCCCUGCAAUACGCCCAGCAACAGCCCGCCAUCGUCUCCGUCGUCGUCUUUUUGUUCAUCCUCUUUGUGGCGCUGAAGGUGUUGGCGUUUAUACGGAGGGUGAUUGCCUUCUGGGUGUGGGUGGUGAUGAGACUGGUGUUCUGGGCGGGGAUUGGGUUGGUGGGUGCGUUGGUUUAUCAGAGGGGGCUCGAGAGGACGGUGGGGGAUAUUGCCGGGUGGGUGGGGGUGGUUAGUGAGGUGUGGGUGAGGGAGUAUGAGAGGUAUCAGAAGGGGCAGGGUGGUGGGGAGUUUGGGGGUAGAGAUUAUAUGGCUAGCAGUAACGGGGGGAGUGAGUUGCGGUAG